Molossus molossus (Pallas's mastiff bat) is the source of this 3379-nucleotide messenger RNA. It is a transcript of the gene GGA2, whose product is annotated as golgi associated, gamma adaptin ear containing, ARF binding protein 2. Gene Ontology annotation, molecular function: small GTPase binding; ubiquitin binding; phosphatidylinositol binding. The record is from RefSeq and is a predicted model, not a curated record. Gene Ontology annotation, cellular component: trans-Golgi network. Lineage: Eukaryota; Metazoa; Chordata; Mammalia; Chiroptera; Molossidae. The transcript has 17 exons. The coding region runs from base 28 to 1863 and encodes 611 amino acids. Gene Ontology annotation, biological process: intracellular protein transport; vesicle-mediated transport.
CGCGGCCUCUGCAGCGGUGCGCGUCCCAUGGCGGCGGCGGCGGCGGCGGCGGCGCGGGCCGCGGGCACCGACGCGGCCGAGGGGCCCCCGGGGCCGGCGGCGGCGCUGGAGCUGUGGCUCAAUAAAGCCACAGACCCAAGCAUGUCAGAACAGGAUUGGUCAGCUAUCCAGAAUUUCUGUGACCAGGUGAACACUGAUCCCAGUGGCCCGACCCAUGCGCCCUGGCUGCUGGCCCACAAGAUCCAGUCUCCACAAGAGAAAGAAGCUCUUCAUGCCUUAACGGUGCUGGAGACGUGUGUGAACCACUGUGGAGAGAAGUUUCACAGCGAGGUGGCCAAAUUCCGCUUCCUGAAUGAGCUGAUCAAAGUGUUGUCCCCAAAGUACCUAGGGUCCUGGACCACAGAAAAAGUUAAAGGAAGAGUCAUCGAAAUACUCUUUAGUUGGACAGUCUGGUUUCCAGAAGACAUUAAGAUCCGAGAUGCUUACCAGAUGCUGAAGAAGCAAGGGAUCAUAAAGCAAGACCCUAAACUGCUUGUGGAUAAAAUCUUGCCCCCACCUUCUCCCUGGCCCAGGAGCUCCAUCUUUGAUGCUGACGAAGAAAAGUCAAAGCUUCUGACACGGCUUCUGAAGAGCAGCCACCCUGAGGAUCUGCAGGCUGCCAACCGGCUAAUCAAGAGUUUGGUCACGGAGGAGCAGGAGAAAGCAGAGAAGGUAUCCAAGAGGGUCAGCGCUGUGGAGGAAGUGCGGAGCCACGUGAAGGUGCUGCAGGAGAUGCUGAGCAGGUACCACGGGCCGGGGCAGGCCCCGCCAGACCAGGAGGCCCUGCAGGUUGUGUACGAGAGGUGUGAGAAGCUGCGGCCCACCCUGUUCCGGCUGGCAAGUGACACCAUUGACGACGACGAUGCACUAGCGGAGAUUCUCCAGGCAAAUGACCUCCUCACCCAGGGAGUUCUGCUGUACAAACAGGUGAUGGAAGGCCGUGUCAUCUUUGGGAACACAGUGACCAGCGUGGUCGGAGACAUACCAGUCUCCAGAGUCAUUCAGAAUCCGACAGGCUGCACGAGGAACUGCCUGAUUGACUUGGAGCUGGACAGUGGAGCUGAUCAGGCUGGGACUGUGGCGCCAUCUCUCCUCCAUCAGGACCUGGCAGCCCUAGGAAUCAGUGACGCUCCAGCUACCAAGGUUGCCGGGCAGAGUUACUGUAAGGAAAAGAGGAAUCCUGCCAGCACGCUGCCCAGUGGCGGUGUUCAGAGCCCAUCAGCAGAAAGGAGCUUGCUGGACCUGCUCUCCCCACAGCCUCCUUCAGGCCCUCUGAAUUAUAUUCCACAGAAAAGUAUCCCCAAGGAAGUGCCACCAGGUACUAAGUCAUCUCCGGGCUGGUCCUGGGAAGCUGGUCCAUUGGCUUCGUCCCCAUCUUCCCAGAAUACACCUCUGGCUCAAGUGUUUGUCCCUUUGGAGUCUGUUAAGCCCAGCAGCCUGCCUCCGAUCAUCGUGUACGACCGGAAUGGAUUCCGAAUUCUGCUCCACUUUUCCCAGACGGGGGCCCCUGGCCACCCUGAGGUGCAGGUCCUGCUGCUGACCAUGAUGAGCACUGCCACCCAGCCUGUCUGGGACAUCAUGUUUCAGGUGGCCGUGCCAAAGUCAAUGAGAGUGAAGCUGCAGCCGGCAUCCAGCUCCCAGCUCCCAGCAUUCAGUCCUUUGACGCCUCCAGCUGUGAUCUCUCAGAUGCUGCUGCUUGACAAUCCACACAAAGAGCCAAUCCGGUUACGGUAUAAGCUGACAUUCAACCAGGGCGGACAGCCUUUCAGCGAAGUAGGAGAAGUGAAAGACUUUCCAGACCUGGCAGUCUUGGGUGCAACCUAACUUUUCACAAGACAAACUCUGCCGUUCAAGUGUGGGCAGUGUUACCUGUGCUGCCAAAUGGGACUAAUCCUGGCGACCGAGUGCAGAGUUCCAAGUUCUGUCUGAUUCAGGCUCCAGAUGCCAGCCUCUUGUUCUGUAGAGUGUGUGUGCGUGUGCGUGUGUGUUGUAGGGGGUUCAUGGGAGGGUGGAACAGAACUUGGGGUGUGGGCAGUAUGGGAAGUGCAAAAGCCUUUCUGAUGACCACCCGCCACGAGCAUAUCUGUUUCUGUAUGUUUGGACACUGGUCUCCCUGCCUCAGGUUGGACGUUUUAUAAGCCAAAGCUGUUGUUGUUUUCAUAUAUUACUUUUUCAUUCAUCCACUUUGUGCCUUGCCAGCCUUUUAAAGUCUUGGUUGCUCCCAGGCUGCUGAUCUCAGGGACCUUAAAAGGGACUGAGUUGGUCUUGGGGCAGAGAGUGUCUUCUGGGGCACUCUCUUUCAAGAAAGACUUUGUCUCCAUUUCCAUUAGAGAAUGCUGCUUGCACAUGUUCCGGAAGAUCUCAAUGGAAUGCUUGUGCUGUUUUCCAGGCGAGGGGCUGCCACUAGACCACAGGGCCAUACUCGGUGGGCCAGUCAUGUCCUUCACCACUGUGCCUUAGAGUCACCCAUGGAGGGACCUUCCAGGGCAGAGGGGAAAGCACAUCCCGGGCCUCGGGUUCCAUGGGUUGUGCAGCCUGUUUGGGCCUAUACUCAGGACCCUCAUCUCUAUCCUCAUCCUCUUCCUCCACAGGCAUUUACUUAGAGCCCUCUGUGACCCAGAGCCAGUCACUGUAAAUCAUAGCUAACAGGCUUCCCCUGGUCUGUUGCCUUCACAACCCAAGAUGAAGAACUGUGAUGCAAAUAGGUAUGGAAAGAGCUUAGCAGUGAUUUAAGUGGUGACUAAAUAGAGAAAGUCAUUGAAUAAAUACCUGUGUAGCAAAUAUACUUCGUGGAGUUUUGAGUAAGUAGGAGAUGCAAACCCAUUGCAUUUAGAGAUGAGAGGCCUAAAGGGAACCGUCGUCACUUGAAGUAAGGAAGACUUCAUGAAGGAUGUAGAACUGGAACUGUUUCGGUGAAGAGAGAAGCCCCAAGGAUCUGCACAACGCUGGAAAAGAGAUGUGGAUUUUCGUUAGGUUCGUGGUUCGAAGGAAAAUGCAGGUGUACAAUCAAUACUCUGCUCCAGUUCUGUGCUGGGCACUUUGUACUCGUUUGACAGCCCCCUUGGCCUGCUUGGGCGAAGAAAGCUGACCCUGCUGUGAUGGUCUGCUGAAGGGCUGAAAUCUCCGCGGCUCGCCUGUCUGGCAGGGUUCUGCCUCAAACUGCCAGCUCUGUGGGGCUUUUUAUCACAAAACCUGGCCCUCCACAGCCUGAUCUUUCAACAGCUCCAUCUAGUGAGAAAUCUGCCAAUACUAAUUGGUGGGGAAGGAAGGGUGCUGUAAUUUUUAAGCAAAUGUGAAAACUCAUAAAACAAAUGAUGGGGUGAUUUCUUCAUUUGGCAUA